CUGUAAAACGCAUAAUUGAAUUGAAUUUGAAUUGAAUUCAUGGACGCGUUUUAGGUUAGAAUAGAAUAACAAAAUAAUUUGGAAAAAUAUUUUUAUUACAAGAAAGACGUUCAUAAUAUAUUAUUAAUAUGCAUCGCUAUAUAACAAACCAUAAUUCCAAACUUCUGCUAUCUAGCACGUUAACCGAAUUUCGAGCCUUCUUUUCUACAUCUAGGAAUAUGUUAUUUGCGGACGUUUUCGAGUUUGAGAACAAAUUUAAAGUCGAUAAUGUAUUCCAUGGAAGGCCGUUGUACUUAGACGCCCAGGCUACAACUCCUUUAGAUCCAAGAGUAUUAGAUGCAAUGCUCCCUUACCUUACAUCAUAUUAUGGAAACCCUCACUCUCGUACCCAUGCCUAUGGUUGGGAAUCAGAAGCUGCAGUAGAAACAGCUAGAGAGCAAGUAGCAAACAUUAUAGGUGCAGAUCCAAAAGAGAUUAUUUUCACAUCUGGAGCUACAGAAUCAAAUAAUGUUGCCAUAAAAGGAGUUGCCAGGUUUUACAGUUCCAAAAAAAAGCACCUAAUAACAACUCAAACAGAGCAUAAAUGUGUUCUAGACUCAUGCAGAGCCUUGGAAAUGGAAGGCUUUAAAGUCACAUACUUGCCAGUUCAAAGCAAUGGAAUAAUAUGCCUUGAAGAUUUGGAAAAGGCUAUCACUUCAGACACUUCGUUAGUUUCCAUAAUGACUGUCAAUAAUGAAAUUGGUGUCAAACAACCAAUUGCAGACAUUGGUAACAUCUGUAGGGAGAAGAAGGUAUUUUUCCACACCGAUGCUGCUCAAGCGGUGGGCAAAAUACCUUUAGAUGUCCAGUCUAUGAAGAUUGAUCUAAUGUCUAUAAGCGGUCACAAGAUUUACGGACCAAAAGGUAUCGGGGCGGUAUAUGUAAGAAGAAGGCCUAGAGUUCGAAUAGAGGCAAUUCAAAGUGGAGGUGGUCAAGAAAGGGGUAUAAGAAGUGGUACAGUGCCCACGCCUUUGGUAGUAGGUAUGGGACAAGCUUGCGAGAUUAGCCAGCGAGAAAUGAAUUACGAUCAUGCUUGGAUAGAAAAGCUAAGCCAGAGAUUGCUGAAAAAAAUUUUUGACGAGUUGCCUCAUGUCAUAAGAAAUGGUGAUCCUAUCCAGAGCUACCCGGGAUGCAUUAAUCUAUCGUUUGCUUAUGUUGAAGGCGAAUCGUUAUUAAUGGCACUUAAAGAUGUCGCCUUGUCCAGCGGAUCGGCUUGCACGUCAGCAUCGCUGGAACCAUCUUAUGUGUUGCGAGCGAUUGGUGCCGAUGAAGAUUUGGCUCAUAGUUCAAUCAGAUUUGGAAUAGGCCGUUUUACGACAACGGAUGAAAUAGAUUAUACCGCGGACCGGUGUAUCGAGCAUGUCAAAAGGCUAAGAGAAAUGAGUCCGCUUUGGGAAAUGGUUCAAGAGGGCGUAGAUUUGAAAGCGAUAAAGUGGUCCCAACAUUAAAGCGUCUGUGAUUAUUAUUCGGAGAUCUGUAAAUAAAUGGUUUUUCCAGUUAUUGUUAAUUUUGUUUUUUUUUUGUGUUAAUGCAUAGAAAUCAAUAAAACAUCAAAAACGAUUUCAUUUUGAUU
Messenger RNA from Cylas formicarius (sweet potato weevil), 1612 nucleotides. It is a transcript of the gene Nfs1, whose product is annotated as cysteine desulfurase. Gene Ontology annotation, cellular component: mitochondrion; cytosol; nucleus. Gene Ontology annotation, molecular function: pyridoxal phosphate binding; cysteine desulfurase activity. The record is from RefSeq and is a predicted model, not a curated record. Bases 129 to 1487 code for a protein of 452 amino acids. Gene Ontology annotation, biological process: [2Fe-2S] cluster assembly. The transcript has 6 exons. Lineage: Eukaryota; Metazoa; Arthropoda; Insecta; Coleoptera; Brentidae.